Ogataea parapolymorpha DL-1 is the source of this 4401-nucleotide messenger RNA. RefSeq lists its product as uncharacterized. The transcript has a single exon. The record is from RefSeq and is a predicted model, not a curated record. Bases 1 to 4401 code for a protein of 1466 amino acids. Lineage: Eukaryota; Fungi; Ascomycota; Pichiomycetes; Pichiales; Pichiaceae.
AUGCCAUCGCAAGAUAAACCCAAACGGGUCGCUGCAAAUCCGGAAUUGAACCCGUUUUUGAGCAGGGCAUUAGCGAGAAUAUACGGCGACAAUCCAUCUGUGGAGGUGAGAUUGCCCGAGCCGUCUGUUGCCGAGGAUAUCGAGUACUGGAAAACGCUGGCCGAGCGGGCCAACAUCCCUAUAAAAGACCCUGUGCCGGAGCAGGAGGCCCCAGAGGUACACAGAGAGAAAGAACAAAAUAGCGGAAAGUCAUUGAGGAGCAUAUUUCGCAAAGAGAGCGCCGCAACAGAGGUGCCGUUGAAGCGCAUUCCGAGAACACGCAAGGACGAUUUCAGCUGGUACCGCGAGUCGAAAAAGCGUUAUGCGAGGUAUUUGGCGGCUUCGGCGCGCGAGGAGCGCGAAUUGUACGAGCAGAUUCACAAGGAGUACCUAGCCGAGCGCGAGAGUCUGAAAAGGCUUGAGGAGGACGAAAGUCGGGUGGCCAAGCUUGCGCAAUUGCUUCGGGAAGUUAGUGAAAGCAAGGAGGUGAAGGAGCCUGAGGAAGAACCGAAGGUGGAGAAGAAUAAGGAGGAGCAAGAGGAGGAGCAAGAGGAAGAGGAAGAAGAAAAAGAGGAAGAGAAUGACGAAGGAGAAGCAGAAUCUGACAUACAGCUAAAUGAGAGCGCACAUUCUGACAAUUCCAUUGAGGUGAUUGAACUUGGCUCUGAAAGCGAGCAGUCGGAGCAAGAAGAGCCGCAGGACUAUGAAGACCAGCCAAUGACGGACCGGUUUGCAGGCAAGCGACUUCCUCCAAUAAGCAACUAUGUGGUGAGCCAUUAUGGCGAGAGUGAAGGGGAGAGCGGCGAGAAUGAGGUUUACAGCGAAGGUAACGAGGAGGAGAGCGAAAUUGGGGAGAGUCAGGCAGAGGAGAGUGUUGAGGAAAGCGAGGAGCUGAGUGAAGAGGAACAGGAAAGUGAACAGGAAAGUGAACAAGAGAGUGAACAAGAAAGCGUGCAAGAGUCUGUUGAAGAUGAAAUUGGUUCCCAAGUCUCCCAGAGCCCGUCUGGCAAGCCGCAGAUGCAGCAACCUUUGGAGCUACAGGAAAUCGACCAGAUUAUGUCUGAGGCAGAUAGCAUAUUGAACCAGCCCGUUGCGAACGAGUCUAUUUAUUAUUCCUACCACGAAAAUGAGCAGCCAACCGAAGUUCCAGACUGGACUCAGAUCGCGCUUCUAGCUCAACAGGAGACAAGUGUCUACGAAGACGAUGUCGUUGACGAAACCACUCGCAUAGAGGUGAAGGCUGAGGAGACAGCAGAAGCGGAGGAAAUAGAACAACCGGAAGAGCCAGGAGAGACGGAAGCAGCUGAGGAGGAAGUUCAUGAAGCGGGCGAAUCUGAGCAAGCUAACGCUGAGGAAUCGGAGAUUGCAGAAGCGUUUGAAACUGCUAUUAUGGACACAACCGAAUCUGAGCCGCCUGCUCCAACCAAGAAACACAAAAUUCCUCCGCCAGUGGAGUUGCCGAAACGAGUGUCAAGUCCAAAGUCUCCAAAACUGAACCCUGGUCUAUUGGACCUUUUGUCGGGCGCGUUCGACGUGCACAACAAGGCCAGCGAGGAGAGCGAGCCAAUAGUGUCUGAGAGUGCCGAGAAGUCUGUGCAUUUUGUGGAGCCAGACUCCGAGAUUGACGCGGAGAAAGAGGCCGAGUCCAAUGCGAUGGAUGCAGAGAGCACGAACAUUGAAAUUGAUGAGACAGCGAUGGAGACAAACAUGGAGACGGCUACGGAGGGCGAGACCACCGUGCUUGUGACUGCGCCGGAGGCUGAGACCGAGGCAUCGCAGGAAUACGACGCCGAAUCGACGUAUCUAAACACGGCAUACGACACGGCGAUGGACUCUGCGGUCGAACACCUCGAGUCUGGCGACGAGCCUGCGAUUGAGGUGGUGGCCGAAUCAUCGGUGAUCGAGAACGACGCCGGCGACGCGUCGAUCGACGACUCUAUUGACCAGGCGGCGUAUGCGACGGCUUUGCUGAACACGACGCAGGCAGACGACGACACAGAGUCGGUACUUGCGAAUCAAACAGUGUACUACGACGAUGAGAAUGCAGACUCCGAGGAACUGAUGGAGCCAGAGCCUGCAGAGUCAUUGGCCUCUGACCAGGUUGAGCAGGGUAUUAUGGAGGACUACGACGAGGAGGUGGCAGGCAAACGGAAGCACGAAGAGGCAGAGACAGAGCAGGAGCCGAAGCGCGCCAAAGUGCAGACGGGAUUGCUUGGAACGCUGGAGCAGUUUGCGUCGGAGGCGAUGAUGGAUAUCUCGACGCCGGAAGUUGAUGUCACGGAGACGGAGGAGAAGAAUGAGGCCCCAGAGGAGGCCGAAGCCACGGCUGUUAUUAGUGUUCAUCCAGAGGGGGAGGAGCAGGAGGAGGAGGAGAAGGACGAGUUGAAUGAAAAAAAGGAAGAAAAGGAGAAAGAACCAGAGGAGAAACAGUUAGAAGAGGAGAAGGAAGAAGAAAAGACGCAGUUAGAGGAAGAGGCGGAGGACGAUCAGAAGCACGAGGAAAUGGAAAUGCAGUUUGCAAAUGAAAAGUCCCAGUUGGAUGUUUCAGACCUCGAACCUCAACCGGUUGCAGAUGCUGAGCCAGCCGGAUUUUUCAGCUCUCUGAGAGAUUUUGUCUCUGGCGCGAUGAUGGAGAUGGAGAGUGAUGUCGACCGGAGGGAUGUAUCUGAGGUUAGCGAAAAACAGCAGUUUGAGGACAAGCAACAGGUGGAACCAAUUGAAGAUCGGUUUGAGCCCGAGGAAGUUGCAGACAAGAGCUACCGUGAAAAAGAGGCAGGAGAGGAUUUGGAAGCACGAGAGCAGCUGGAUGAGGUUCCUGAGGAAGAAAAAACAGAAGAGCCGCAACUGCCAGCAGAAAUACAAACAGAGCACGCUGUCGAGACGACAGAGCAUAAAGAUGAGGAAGAGCGUGAGGAAGAGCCGGCAGAGCCAGAGGAACAGACGGAAAUUAUUCACGUCCCUGCAGCGGAGUCCGAAGAGGAGCCAAGCGAAACUUUGGCAGCAGAGACUGCAGAAGAAAACUCGGUGCAAAUAGAGGCAGAAUCAGACGGUACAGAGGAACCGGAUAUAGAAGCUCCGGAGGAAAGUUCCGAAGAAGCCCCUGAAGCUCUUGAAAGUCCAAAGGAACAACCACAAGCGCAAACAGCAUCCCCUACGCCUGCAGAUGACGAUUCUAGUCCUGUUUCUGACUCGCAAGUUGCAGGUUCGCGCCCAGAAUCUCCUUCUCCAACACGCGGCUUCCUUGGACUGCUCGCAGACUUUGCUUCGGGGACGCUAGCCGACGUUUCUCCGAGCGCAUCUGACAAUGAGCCAUAUGAGCAUGAUGCGGAGCUGGAGCAGACAGAGGAGGCAGGAGAAGCAAAAGAGCCAGAAGAGGUUGCAGAACAGACUCCUGCAGACGCCGAGACGGAAGUGGAGCUAGAGCAAAAGCCGGACGAGAAGACGGCUCUUGAGGACCAGCCUGUACCUGAAGAAUAUGAGGAACCAGUGCAAACUAUCACCGUCAGGCCUGACCCUGCUUCUCCGGAGGCUUCCCCAAAGCCCUCUUCGGAAACUUCACCAGCGGCCUCUCCAAAACUUUCCGACGCAGAUGUUCCAGAAAGAGUUGACACCAACGAGUCUGAAGACGUUCCCGUGAUCCAUGUUCCUGCAACAGAAUCUCCUGCAGCAGAAUCCCAAAUCACCGUCAAGCCAGAACCUCUAGCCUUGUCCUUGGGCGACGUGCCUCCUUUGACCGCAGAGACGCAGUCGGAGUCUGAGCGUAGCAGGGACUCUUCGCCUGCAAGACGGACGAGAGGUCGCUCUCAAAAGCGCCACAGCUCAGAACCGCGCGACAGCGAGAGUUCAAAGAAACAACGGCGUGUGGUUUCCGACCCUGAGACUUCGCGCAAACCAAAGUCGCGGCCGUCGUCCAACGGCGACAGGCUGUACCGUGCUAAGUCGCCAAUCAAGAUCACCAGCAGUGGAAUGUCGACGCGUAGCGGCCGCGUGCUCUCGUAUGAGCUGGAGCAGAAACGGGGCGAGCUGAGCAACCCGCCUCCUGCUACUCUGCCCAAGGCGGUGAAAGACCUGGUGGAGGAAGCCGAGUUUUUCAUCGAGGAGGAGAAAGCCAAAGAACUGAAGGAACUGGUUGACGAGGCGCAGCAAUUUGUUGAGGAGCCUGUUCCAGAGCUCAAGGUGGAAAAAAGACGCAAGCUAAAGAGCAGUACUCCGGAACCAGAGCCAGAAAUUUUACCAAGACGUACGUCGCGGCAGACAGGCCGCGCGGCUGCACCGGCAGAGCCUCUUGCCCGAAUCCCGCCUCCGCGCCGAACUCGUAAAGCGCCAAAGGACAAGAAGCCCAAACCCAAAUCUAAAAAAUAG